AUUGGUUGAUGAAUUAUACAUAAAUAAAUUUGAACUGAUGGGGCAGUUAGUUUUGUGUUGUGAGUGUUAAACAAAUAUACCUUGUUUCUUUACUAACCAUGGCGACUGACAAGAAGAAAUUACUUCUUUUGUUUGAUCGUCCACAAGAACCGACAUUUGUGACCAAAGGCAAUAACUCAGUAUUUGAUGUGCCAAUUAACUAUCUGCCUGAAAAAUACAAACCUAUUGGGGUACAACUUUUCAACAGAUUUGGUGAAGACGCUUCUGAACGAAUAUCUGUUAAGGAAAUUCCACCUCCAAAUUUAGAUGACAUCCCAGAAUUGCAGAGAAAUGAAAACUUUUCCUUGUUUAUUCCAAAACACCGAAAAAUUGCCGGAAAACUAAUCAGGCUCUUUUUAGCUGCCAAAAAUGUGGACGAACUUUUAUCAACGGCAGUUUAUGCUCGCGAUCGUGUUAAUGCAUAUCUUUUCCACUACGCCUUGUCCGUGGCUCUCCUGCACCGUUCUGACACCCAGAACUUAGAUUUACCUUCCCUAAUCCACGUUUUUCCCGACAAAUAUGUAGACAGUCAAGUCUUCGCCAGAGCUCGUGAAGAAGCCAACAUCGUUCCAGAAGGGUCAAGGACACCCAUUGAAAUCCCUAUAGAUUUCACUGCUUCCGAUCUAGAUGAAGAACAUCGCAUUGCCUACUUCCGCGAAGAUAUCGGACUUAAUAUCCACCACUGGCAUUGGCAUUUGAUCUAUCCUUUCGAUGGUACUAGAGAAAUUGUCGCUAAGAAUAGACGAGGGGAGCUGUUUUAUUAUAUGCACCAACAGAUACAAGCACGGUAUAAUUUCGAACGACUUUGCAACAGUUUGAAGAGAGUGAAAAAAUUGUCGAAUAUGCGGGAACCGAUUCCUGAGGCCUAUUUUCCUAAACUGGAUAGUUUAGUGGCGAGUAGAACAUGGCCUUCACGUCCCGUCAAUCAAACUCCGAGUGACGUUAACAGAGAAAUCGACCAAAUUAGAGUCAACAUUGACGAUCUAGACCGAUGGAGGGAUAGGAUUUUUGAUGCUAUUCAUUCUGGAAAUAUCGUGGAUGGGAACGGCCAAAAGAUUCCGCUUACUGAAUUUGAAGGGAUCGAUCUUUUGGGGAAUGUUAUAGAAGCGAGUAUUAUUACACCAAACAGGAAUUUUUAUGGGGACUAUCACAAUAUGGGACAUGUCAUGUUAGGGUAUGUUCAUGAUCCUGACCACAGAUUUUUGGAACCUUUUGCUGUAAUGGCCGAUCCUGCUACGGACUUGCGAGAUCCAGUUUUCUUCCGCUGGCAUGCCAACAUUGAUGAUAUGUUCCAAGAAUUUAAGGCCACGCUUCCACGCUAUACCGUAGCACAGUUGAACUACCCCGGUGUAACUGUAGCCAAUGUCUCAGUGCAAAACCAAGGAGGACAGCCCAACAUCCUUAACACUUUUUGGCAACAGUCAGAUUUGGAUUUAUCGCGAGGAAUGGAUUUCCAGCCUCGAGGUUCUGUUUUCGUGCGAUUUACACAUUUGCAAAACCAAGAUUUUACGUACACAAUUACUGUGAACAACCAAGGAAACAAUCGUAUGGGUACUUGCAGAAUCUUCCUCGCACCGAAGUUUGACGAAAGGGGCAAUCCGUGGUUAUUCAGAAAUCAAAAAGAUAUGUUCAUUGAAAUGGAUCGUUUCUCAGUUUCUUUGAAACAAGGGUCGAACACCAUCACUCGUAAUUCCACCGAAUCGUCACUGACCGUUCCGUUUGAGCGAACGUUCAGAGAUCUUGAUGUUAACAGACCUACAGGGGGAGAUGAACUGGAACGUUUCAAUUUCUGUGGUUGUGGAUGGCCGCAACAUAUGCUCUUGCCCAGAGGUACCGAAGCUGGUUUUCAGUGCCAGUUAUUUGUUAUGAUUUCGAAUUAUGCGGACGACAGGGUUGAGCAAAAUACGGACGGUAUUUGCAGCGAUGGUGAUACUUUCUGUGGAAUCAAGGACAAAUUAUACCCUGAUAGACGCUCAAUGGGUUAUCCGUUCGAUCGACAACCUCGUCAAGGAGUGGACACCCUUCAGCAAUUCUUGACGCCCAACAUGAGAGUUCAAGAUGUGAAUAUUAAGUUCACUAACCGAGUUGUAAAACCAAGAAAUAGGAAUAACUAAACAUGUACUUGGCUUUUGUCUAAGGGAUUUGGAUCGUUUUUGACUCAUAUACUCAAUUUAGAUUUGUACUACUUAUUUUACUUAUAUUUUUUUAUCUUGCUUCCGCAUUAUUCUUCUAUUAUCUGAAUAAAUCCGCUUUUGACAUGA
This is a messenger RNA of Zophobas morio, 2300 nucleotides long. RefSeq names its product phenoloxidase 1-like (gene Tyr1). Gene Ontology annotation, molecular function: oxidoreductase activity. The coding region runs from base 99 to 2153 and encodes 684 amino acids. The record is from RefSeq and is a predicted model, not a curated record. The transcript has 10 exons. Lineage: Eukaryota; Metazoa; Arthropoda; Insecta; Coleoptera; Tenebrionidae.